This is a messenger RNA of Australozyma saopauloensis, 1623 nucleotides long. RefSeq names its product alkaline phosphatase. The record is from RefSeq and is a predicted model, not a curated record. Gene Ontology annotation, molecular function: alkaline phosphatase activity. NCBI's taxonomy places the organism in Eukaryota, Fungi, Ascomycota, Pichiomycetes, Serinales, Metschnikowiaceae. The coding region runs from base 1 to 1623 and encodes 540 amino acids. The transcript has a single exon. Gene Ontology annotation, biological process: dephosphorylation. Gene Ontology annotation, cellular component: fungal-type vacuole membrane.
AUGGAAAAACACAACGGCAACCCUGCCAGACAACGCAAACUGCGUUUUGGCAUUGCGCUUCUCCUCACUGCCAUCGCCGCCUUCCUCGUUAUUUCCCAUCUCUCGUUCUCUAGUUUCUGUCCCCAACAUCAAACCUCCAAACCCAAAAAACAGAAUGUAAUUUUCAUGGUCACCGAUGGAAUGGGUCCAGCGUCGCUUUCUCUUGCGCGUUCAUUCAAGCAGCACCGCGAUGGACUUUCCAUCGACGAUAUUUUGACAUUGGAUAAGCAUAUCAUUGGUAAUUCCAGAACUCGUUCCAGUAACAGUUUGGUUACUGACUCUGCAGCCGGAGCCACUGCGUUCAGUUGCGCUCUCAAAUCCUACAACGGCGCAAUUGGUGUGGACCCCAGUAAAAAUCCAUGUGGUACCGUAUUGGAGGCCAUGAAAUUGGAGGGAUACCUCACGGGUCUUGUAGUGACCACUAGAAUCACUGAUGCUACACCUGCAGCAUUCAGUGCACACGUAGACUACCGUUGGCAAGAGGACUUGAUUGCAGAGCAGCAAUUGGGUGAAACGCCAUUGGGCAGAACUGUAGACUUGAUUUUGGGUGGUGGCAGAUGUCACUUCCUUCCAAACACUAUCCCUGGUGGAUGUCGUGCUGACCAAAGAAACUUGGUAGAAGAAGCUAUUGCCAAGAACUGGUCUUAUGUCAGUGACAGAGAGCUGUUCGACUCCUUGGACGGCGGAAAGAACGUUUCUUUGCCCCUCUUGGGUCUUUUGGCUCCAACUGACAUUCCGUACGACAUCGACAGAGAUUCAAAGGUGUACCCAUCUUUGGCUGAGCAGGCCAAAACUGCUUUGACUGCCUUGAGCAAAGCCACUGAGGACUCCGACAAGGGUUUUUUCAUUCUCAUCGAGGGUUCCAGAAUAGACCACGCUGGUCACCACAACGACCCUGCCGCUCAGGUGAGAGAGGUGUUGGCAUAUGAUGACGCUUUCAAGGCUGUUCUCGAAUUUGCUGACUCUACUGAUGUCGAAACCGUCAUCAUCUCUACCUCUGAUCACGAGACCGGUGGCUUGGUCACUGCUAGACAAGUCUCUCCUUCAUACCCUGACUAUUUGUGGUACCCAAAUGUCUUGUUGAACAGCUCGCACUCCGGUGAGUAUUUGACCAAGAAGAUCUUGACCAAAAAACAGACUAAGGAGCUUUCUCCAGAAUCAUUUCUCUCGUUCAUCGAAAAGGAAAUUGUUCAAGAGGAUAUGGGCAUUAACGACUACACCAGCAAGGAGAUUGCUGAGAUCCAGGUGAGCGCCGAUGCAUCUGCUGAAAAGUUGUUGUACUACCUCAACAACAUGAUCUCAGUCCGUUCUCAAACUGGCUGGACUACUCAUGGUCACUCAGCUGUUGAUGUCAACAUUUACGCUUACUCCAACUCAAAGCGUAUCAAUGAGAUCCUCUACCAAAGAGAAGCUUAUGCUGGGCUCUUAGGAAAUCACGAGAACAUUGAGAUUGGUACCUUCAUGGAGACAUUGACUGGUGUCAAUUUGGAGAAAGUCACUGAUAUGUUAAAGGAUAUCAAGCAUCAUCCAGAAGGCAAGAGAGCUUCUGUCAAUGGGGCUGACAUUCAUGCGAAUGCCUAUUAG